GAACCCUUUCCUGUUUCACAUCUUCUUCCUCUCCCUCUGUAAACCACAACCUUCAACCUCUUAAGAGUCUCUGCAAGUCUGCAACAGAGUGAGCUUAGUGGUGUAGAGACUAUAGAAAUCAUGCUCGAAGAGUCACUUCCUUCAAUCUGGGCUUCUAUGUAUAUAGCUGGUUUACCCCAACUGUGCUUUUUGUUCUUUUGAAUCUGAUGACCGGUACCAUCUUCUUCACUUCAGGCUUUGGAACCCAGAAAAAAUCAAGCUAAGGAGGGAAGCAAUCCCAGGUAACUCGAGCUCCUUCCGUUCUGGAGUGAUUCAAAUCCUUCAAUCUCUACCGCUACAGAUUCGGAGGAGCAACAGCAACCAGACCAUGAGGAGGAGGAGGAGGAGGAGGAGGAGGAGGAGGAGACCCUAGAUCACCACCUAGAACAUGGAGAUUAAAAGCAGGUUAACGACCAUCACGUCAAAAGGUCGAUGUUGGAUACGAAACCGGCCUCCGGCAAUUUUCCGGUGAAGCUGCCUCAGAAGAUGAAGAAGUCGGCGAGUUCGAAUAUGGUUCGAAAUCCUCUACGUUUUGAUCAACCCGGUCUAUUUCCAAUAUAAAAAAAAUGUCUUUCUCUCUCGGCUAUUUUGGGCGCUCUCGUUCGUCCUAAACAUCUCCAGCUGAACUGUGAAGGCAAUUGCGUGCUCAUUGUAUAAAAACCUGAAAAAACCGUACACAACAACACACGAGGCAAGAGGUGGGGUGGGUUCGUCUCUCAGAGUUAGGGUUUAAGUUGCAGAAACCCUAAGUUGUAAUGGCGAAACGGGAAUUUAUGGUCUAUAACACCAUGACUAAACAGAAGGAAAUCUUCAAGCCCAAAGAGCCUGGUAAGGUGGGCAUGUACGUUUGUGGCAUCACCGCCUACGAUUAUAGCCACAUUGGCCACGCUCGUGUUUAUGUCGCCUUCGAUGUCCUCUACAGAUACCUGCGAUAUUUGGGGUAUGAAGUCAAUUAUGUGCGGAACUUUACUGAUAUUGAUGACAAGAUAAUUCGUAGAGCAAAUGAACUGGGGAAACAUGCAAUAACUUUGAGUGGUGAGUUCUGCGAGGAAUUUAUUAGAGACAUGGAAGAUCUAGGGUGCUCAAGUCCUCCACAAGAACCUCGUGUUUCCAAACAUAUGGAUCAGAUUAAGACAAUGAUUGUUCAGCUCAUUGAAAAGGACCAUGCCUACGUUGUUGAUGGAGAUGUAUACUUCUCAGUUGAUAAGUUUCCUGAUUAUGGCCGGUUAUCUGGACGGAAACUAGAAGAUAAUCGAGCUGGUGAACGGGUUGCCAUUGAUUCAAGAAAGAAACACCCUGCUGACUUUGCAUUGUGGAAGGCUGCAAAACCUGGUGAGCCAAAUUGGGACAGUCCAUGGGGCCCUGGAAGACCAGGAUGGCAUAUAGAAUGCAGCGCCAUGAGUGCUCAUUACCUUACUUCCUCCUUUGAUAUUCAUGGUGGUGGGAGGGAUUUGAUAUUCCCACAUCAUGAAAAUGAGAUCGCUCAAAGCUGUGCUGCCUGCUCGAGUAGCAAGGUGGGAUAUUGGAUGCAUAAUGGUUUUGUGACACAGAACAAUGAGAAAAUGUCCAAGUCACUGGGCAACUUUUUCACAAUUCGCGAGGUCACUAAACAAUACCAUCCAUUGGCUUUGAGAUAUUUCUUGAUGAGCACGCACUAUCGUUCUCCUGUCAAUUAUUCGAUUUCGCAACUUGACAAUGCAUCAUUUGAAGUUCUCACACUCUAUCGGGUAAGUAUCAUUUAA
Molecule: messenger RNA, 1781 nt
Organism: Macadamia integrifolia
Lineage: Eukaryota; Viridiplantae; Streptophyta; Magnoliopsida; Proteales; Proteaceae
Product: cysteine--tRNA ligase, chloroplastic/mitochondrial-like
Exons: 7
Coding region: 795-1781 (328 amino acids)
Biological process (GO): cysteinyl-tRNA aminoacylation
Cellular component (GO): cytoplasm
Molecular function (GO): ATP binding; cysteine-tRNA ligase activity
Source: RefSeq, a predicted model, not a curated record